This is a messenger RNA of Hemibagrus wyckioides, 1342 nucleotides long. RefSeq names its product family with sequence similarity 204 member A (gene fam204a). The record is from RefSeq and is a predicted model, not a curated record. Lineage: Eukaryota; Metazoa; Chordata; Actinopteri; Siluriformes; Bagridae. The transcript is spliced from 7 exons. The coding region runs from base 220 to 945 and encodes 241 amino acids.
CCAGCCUCUGUCGUCAAACGCGGAAGUAGGAACAAUAACAAUGGCUAUUUCUAAAGCGGUAUCCUAGCUAUAAUAAACAGCAACUUUAUAGCAAAAUACUACCACAAUGCCUUAUGUAAAUCAUGCGUAAUGAAACCGGAUAUAUUUAUAAAUUAGACAAUAAAUUUAUGUGCAGUGAAACAACUAUAAAGUAAAGCUUGGAGCUAGACAGAGAGUGGGAUGUAUAGCGGUCUUCUUCCGAAGGGACUCAGUGAAGCUGAUCUGAGUCCUGAUGAUGAGGAAGAGAAGGAAACUCCUCUUCAGGAGGACAAGCAAAACACACGAACUGACACUGAAAUACAGAAAUAUCCUGAUGAGAGCGAGCAGAAUGUGCAGAAUGACUCUUCAUCAUCAUCAUCAUCAUCAUCAUCAUCUCCUCCUGAGAGCUGUUUGCCAGGAGUGUCUCAAGAUCUGUGGCAAAAAUUUAAAGACCUCCAGAAGGAAAGAGAGACUCAGAAGUUGGAUAAAAUCCCAGUAAGAAAACGAAGGAAAAACCGGCGCAGAAAUGGUGGAACACAAAAGCAGCCGGGUUCAGCUACAGAAGAGAAAAGGGAUGAUGAGGAGCUUCGGGUGAAGAAAUGGGAAGAACUGACUCAGUAUUUCGGCACCAAUGAAAGAUUUCAGCCUCCUCCCUGUAGCCGACCUUCGCCAAAGUCAGGCCUGGAAAAGAGCAUGGAGCGAGCCAUAGCCGAAGGGGAUUAUGGGAAGGCGGAGGAGCUGAGCGACCGGCUGGCUACUCGUGAGCUGGCUGUGAAAAUCGCCCAAGCCGCAGACUGCCGAGACUUCACCCGAGCCAGACGGGAAGAGGAGGAUUCACUCACAGCACGGAGAAAGAGGAAACAGAUCGCAUGGGGCUUCGAAGCCAAGAAGCGAUGGGAAACCAAAAGCAACAUGGGCUUCAUGUGACCUUUCCGAAGAAAUACCUGAUUGUUUUUUAUUUUUCAUUAUUUUUUUAAAACCUCGUUUGCUUUUCCAUGGUUUUUCCAACGGCGGUGCAAAUGUGUACACGGUUAGUUAAAUAAACGUCUCGAUGCCUCAGCAUUAGCAUUGUGGUGUAAAUGUUCAUUUCGAGUUUCCGUUCUGCUGUUUUCCUCCUGCUGUAAUUAAAUCUGUGUGUCGUGUAUAGUUACCCCGAAUAAGUGGGUUAAUCAGCAGCUCUCUGUUCUUUCAUGGCGGUAUGGAGCAGAGGAAGAGGAAAGAAAAGAGGAGAUUAGGGCCCUAAUGCAAUGUAGUGGAUAAUGUGCAAUAGGAUUUGCCUGGGCAAAAUGAAAUUUGUUGGCUGUAAGGAGGAUUGAGCGGGAAU